AUGAUGUGCCCAUCAAGCCAGCGAAAGGAGGGCAGUAUUUCGACGGAGACUUCAAUGAGCUCUCCAACGGAACGGCCGGCUACGGAUCCCUGGCCAAGAAGAGCACCAGUCAUCACAGUUUGCCUGUCACAGCCACUCAUUCCACACUCAAACACGUCAAAUCCACACCUGUGCGCAAACAACAGUCGACUGUGA
Ostertagia ostertagi is the source of this 195-nucleotide messenger RNA. The record is from the annotation of a GenBank genome assembly. Lineage: Eukaryota; Metazoa; Nematoda; Chromadorea; Rhabditida; Trichostrongylidae.